CCUCGUGUUGCGACCCAUGGUCCCACCUCUUUAUAUAUAGUGCAGGUGACAGGGGCCCGUCACCCAUAGUGGGUUGAGCGCCCCCGAUCAGGGCGCGGAUCUAAGGGCCCGGUGGGCCGUUGGGCCCACACAGUGGAGAUCAUCCUAACAGGGUUCACUAUGCGUAGCAACUGAGCUAAUCUGCAUUAUAACCUGCGAAAUACGAUCGCAUAGCUCCAAUAAAAGCUAUUGUGUUGACCUAAAGAAACAUAACAACACAAGUGUUUUCUGAAAAUCAGUAUGCAUCAUAUGAAAUUAUGAAUAGACUGUUUCAACAUGCAUCACCACCCUAGGUUGUGGCGUGCGCUCAGCUUUGCACCCAGCCUGCCACCCGGGUUCCAUUGUUGGGCCCCACAAAUGUGCGUGCCUGGGUUGUUUCUUCUGAAUCAAUACGCUACAGGGGCUAGUCCCUGUUGGUCGAAUUUCGUUUUGGUUGGUCAAAUUAAAUUUGUUGCACUAUCUUUCUCAUGAGAAAAACAGAAAAUGCCAACAAAUCCUAGCUAUGUUUCUACAUCUUCGUCGUAAUAGUCACCUGACACAUCAUCGUGCUUGUUUUGAUCAGGGUCCCGGAGCAUGUGGAGGAGGUGAGCAGCCGUGAGCUUGGGGAUACAAGCAAGGAUCUGUCUAGGUUUGAGACCCUGACGCUGAAUGACACACCUCACACGCUUGAAUCAGCUGACGGGCAGGAAAUAUUUGGAGGAUUUUAUCCACUCGACCAUCAAGGUGAUAUAAAAUUUGAGAGAAGACAAGCUGAAGAGCGAGCUCAAUUUUUCCAAGCACAAGGAUAUUGGCCACUCGACUUUGAAACUAACAGAGAAUAUGCAGACAUGAAAGUUGGAAAACAAACUCAAUCAGUCCAAGCACGGGGACAACAUACUUACGCUUCUAAGGAAGAAGAAAUUUUGUAAAUGCGAAACGAUGGAUGAGCGAGGAGGCGAUGGUGGCUUUCACAAGAUACAUUGAGAGCAAAGAUGAUCUUAAGGGACUUGAUUAUGAAUUUGACGAGCUUGUCCAUCAAUGUCUUAAUGUGGAGGAUUAUUUAAAGAUAUUCCAUCACUUCAACUUUACUGUCAAGAUAAAGAAGCUUGGCUCAGCUGAUUGGAUGUCGGUGAUGUACUUCGCCGAGGUCAAAUCGAUAUGUAUGAUAAAACUCUAUGCCUGUUAUCCUUUGGAGCAAGAUCAAUAUGGUGAAUGUUAUGCCCGUGAGAACCAAGGAAUGGGUGAACUGAGGCACCCGUUAAAAGGGAUAUACGAUAUGGGCAGGGAAGAUAUACAACCUCCCUUCUAUUAUGAGGACAGUGACUCUGAUGAAUUCAAUCCAGCAACAGUCCGGAGUUUAUCUUCUGAUGAUGAUAUGAGUUGAUGAUGGCCUUGUCCUUUAUUCUAGUACUGUAAGUUAGCUGUAGCUCUUGUAUGCUCUUGAUCUGUUGAUUCCUAGUUGAUUUAUGAAUGUAUUCCUAGCCCCAGCAGCAUCUGAAGAAUAUCGAGUAGCAGCGCAGCAAUGGUUUGUAACACUGGUAUUAUGCGUUGUUGGUUCUGAUGUCACACUCGUAUUUUCUUUGAUGCGACUGGUUUACUCUGCUUUAAAUUGUUGCUGUCACGGUUGGUGAA
Messenger RNA from Triticum urartu, 1650 nucleotides. NCBI's taxonomy places the organism in Eukaryota, Viridiplantae, Streptophyta, Magnoliopsida, Poales, Poaceae. The record is from RefSeq and is a predicted model, not a curated record.